This is a messenger RNA of Coccomyxa subellipsoidea C-169, 846 nucleotides long. RefSeq lists its product as hypothetical. The record is from RefSeq and is a predicted model, not a curated record. The transcript is spliced from 4 exons. Lineage: Eukaryota; Viridiplantae; Chlorophyta; Trebouxiophyceae; Coccomyxaceae. The annotation marks the transcript as partial.
GAUUUGGUUCUUGUUGCUGGUGCCACAGGUGGAGUGGGUCAAAUCCUGACAGCAAAGCUUCUCGAGCGUGGUUACAGGGUGAGGGCGCUGACAAGAAGCUUGGAGAAAGCUUCACAGCUGCUGGGCGAGAAAGAAGGGCUGGAAAUAGGCAUUGCUGAUGCACGGGAUCCAGCCACGUUGUCACCAGUGACAGAAGGCAUCAGCGCAGUUGCAGCUGUCACAGGCACAACAGCCUUUCCGUCCAAGAGGUCAGCAGAACACUCAUAUGAGGAACGCGCUGCUCACCUGCGCAGAUUUUUGGCCUUUUACUUCUUGGCAGUUGAAGGAGCAAAGUGGGAUGGGAACAACGGCCCUGAGCAGACAGACUAUGUGGCAAUGAAGAACCUCAUAGAGGCAACACCAACCUCCGUGAAGCGUUUUGUGCUGACCACAUCAGCUGGAGUGGACAGAAGCAACCAGCUGCCCUUCAACAUCUUGAAUCUAUUCGGAGUGCUGAAGUUCAAAAAGGCGAGCGAGGGUGUUUUGCAGCAGUCAGGGCUGCCCUGGACAAUUCUGCGGCCUGGCCGCCUCACAGAUGGCCCCUACACAUCCUACGACCUGAAUACCCUGUUGCAGGCCACUGCUGGCACACGGCAGGACGUGCAGAUCUCCUUGCAGGAUGACCAGUCGGGGGAGACGUCGCGCAUCGCUGUUGCAGGUAGUGGGCCUAACCUUACGUGUCAAUAUUAUCUACAGCCACAUUGUGUGAGCCAUGCAAGUGUGGUUCCUUAUUGUAACAGUAGAAAUAUCAAGGCAGGUAGAAUACCGCUGGCAAUUCAUGCGUGCUCACUCAUGCUCACUCUCUGA